GGUCCUCCCGGUACACGUUCUCCUGCGAGCCCCUGGGGGCGCGCACCCGAUCGUGAGGAAAGUACUGCCGAAAACCGGCAGUUGUUAGAGCAGGAAUUGGCACCGAUCAUUAGGGCACUGAUGAUCAGUGCCCUGAUGAUCGGUGCCCAGCAGUGCCACCCACAAGUUCCGCCUACCUGUGCCCAGCAGUGUGCCUACUAACUCCGCCCACCUGUGCACCCACCUGUGCCCAGCAGUGCACCCACUAGCUCCGCCCACCUGUGCUCAACAGUGCACCCACCUGUGCCACCCAGCAGUGCCCAGAAGUGCCACCCACCUGUGCCCAGAAGUGCC
Molecule: messenger RNA, 333 nt
Organism: Staurois parvus
Lineage: Eukaryota; Metazoa; Chordata; Amphibia; Anura; Ranidae
Source: the annotation of a GenBank genome assembly